CCAGACAGAGUCAGUGAAGCAGCAGGACUUGAGGCAAGCCUUUCCAUGCCUAAGACUAAGAAAGACACUAUGGAAUCCACUAUGGACAGCCUCCUGAUGAAGCAGAGGAAAUUUCUUUACCAUUUCAAGAAUGUCCGCUGGGCUAAGGGUCGCCAUGAAACCUACUUGUGCUACGUGGUGAAGCGACGGGAUAGCGCCACCUCCUUUUCACUGGACUUCGGUCACCUUCGAAACAAGUCGGGCUGCCACGUGGAGCUGCUCUUCCUCCGCUACAUCUCCGACUGGGACCUGGACCCUGGCCGGUGCUACCGCGUCACCUGGUUCACCUCCUGGAGCCCCUGCUACGACUGUGCUCGGCACGUGGCCGACUUUCUGAGAGGGUACCCCAACCUCAGCCUGAGGAUCUUCACCGCGCGCCUCUACUUCUGCGAGGACCGCAAGGCUGAGCCCGAGGGGCUGCGGCGGCUGCACCGCGCGGGGGUCCAGAUAGCCAUCAUGACCUUCAAAGAUUAUUUUUAUUGCUGGAAUACUUUUGUGGAAAAUCGUGAAAAAACUUUCAAAGCCUGGGAGGGGUUGCACGAAAAUUCCGUCCGACUAUCCAGACAGCUUCGACGCAUUCUGUUGCCCCUGUAUGAAGUUGAUGACUUACGAGAUGCAUUUCGUACUUUGGGACUUUGAUAUCAUCCUCCCAAGAAAUGUCACUUAGGAUGAACCAUCUCUGAAGACAGUGGGUAAAAAGACAAUCUUGCAAGCAUUUUGUUUUUCUUCAACUCUCAUUUCCUUAAGAGUUUAGAGAGAAAAUAUUCAUAUACAGGACUUUGUUAAAAGCAAAACAAAACAAAACCCGGUCUUUAACGUACAGAAGGAACACAGGCCCACCUGGGUAAUGCUGCAACUGGCGCAGCUUUUCAUGCAAUAACGCCCCCUACUGGGAAAUGACAGAAUUGCAGGAAGCACCUAAAGGAUGUUCUAGGACUCUGGCAGGGAGGAAACAAAAGGUAAACCUGUAAAACCAUGGUGAGAAGAUCAAACCUUUAUAAUAUGUAUCCUUUAUUAUCUGAUUCAUACGGAAUUUUCAAUGAUAUUGGUGAUAGAUUUUUCUACUCUUUUCCUUUGGGGUUCACUUUCAAGUGAACAAACUCACACCAGUCCAUGAUCUAUAUAGAACCUCCUAAUGGAAGGAUCUGGGUGAUUGUAACCCCCAAACAUCUUCCCAGGGCAUUAAUAUCUAACUAUGUACUGUAUGUUUUCAUCGUCUCAGAUAUGUUUUUAUGUUUGUACAUAGAACAAUUCUUUCUCUUGGUAUGAAAUAUGCAUGAUCGCCUUCAGGCUAUUUUAUAAUAAAGGAUCUUAAAGUGAAUGAGGACUGUGAAGAAGACACUGUAAAAGUUAGCCGAUGCCAAGUAACACAUCUGGAAACAUAGAUCCUUUUAAAGAAGUCCAUACGUCAGAAACCAAAACCACAAAUUUCACAUUUAAUUAGGUAACACUUGGAAAGGAGUUGCUUCAUUCAGUGUUGAGAAAAAAACUGUCCUCUCAGUGGGUCUCUUGAACAAAGUCAACCAGGCCAACGUUUCUGACUUUUUGUAUGUAUCCAAUGCUCCUCUCAAAGAAAUGCUCAUUAUGUAGGAGAGUGUAGUAAAAAGAAAAUAACAUUUGGAAAAGAAGGAUAACAGAGCAUUCAUUACAAAGUGUUUUCUCCUGCAAAACGUAGGGAGCAACAUGGCAGAGAAUACCGCUGUAACAACUCUCCUUGACUAUGAGAAAAAUAUUCAAAAUAACCAUAUCACUGAGCAAUUAUUACCUAGCAACCCUUGCAAUGCAGAUAAAUAGAUCUGCAAGACAAGUUGAAUGCACAACUGUGUUGUUUUACAAAUACGAAUGGGUGUCAGGACCAAUCAAUAGGAGAAAGAAUAACCCUUUGCAACAAACUGUGAUGGGACAACUGGAUAUCUCUAUGUGAAAGAAUGAAUUUGGAUCUCUUACCAUAUACCAUAUACAAAAGUUAACUCAAAAUUUAUCAAAUACCUUCAUGCAAGAACUAAAAUUAUAAAACCCUUAG
Messenger RNA from Lutra lutra (Eurasian river otter), 2062 nucleotides. RefSeq names its product activation induced cytidine deaminase (gene AICDA). Bases 46 to 678 code for a protein of 210 amino acids. Lineage: Eukaryota; Metazoa; Chordata; Mammalia; Carnivora; Mustelidae. The record is from RefSeq and is a predicted model, not a curated record. Gene Ontology annotation, biological process: DNA cytosine deamination; defense response to virus; negative regulation of single stranded viral RNA replication via double stranded DNA intermediate. Gene Ontology annotation, molecular function: zinc ion binding; RNA binding; cytidine deaminase activity. Gene Ontology annotation, cellular component: nucleus; cytoplasm; P-body. The transcript has 5 exons.